ACGUCAGGGUUGGACCCACAGCCCAUGGGCACAAAGAUAUGGUUACAUUUUGGGUCUUGGCCUUCCCCAACCCCUCUAUUUAUUCCGGCCAGAUUCCGGCACAUUUUUUUUUCUUUAUAAAAUCCCCAUUUAACCUUGUGUUUGAAUCAUUUCGGACCUAACUCUCUCCCUCUGUUAUUAAACUCACACUUGGUGAAAUAGUUGUUUGUGUUGAGAGGAGGUACCUAAUCAUUAUAUUUCACAAACUUGUUUAUUAGUUUCACCAAAACACAAAGCACCUUAGUACUUUCGAUCCUAACACCUUUUCUUUAUCCGAUUCUCUUGUUGUUGAAGAAAAAUGAAUGCAUUACCGGACAUGCUACAGUGCAUGAGCACAUCUAGAAAUGCUUCGGAGAUGAGCGUGUUGGAAAGACAACGAGCUCGAAUCAAGUGGCAGCAACAUGAACAACUUGGGUUUUUAGAGGGGAAUAUGUAUUCUCAAGCUGAGGCUCUAGACUUUGAGUUGACGAGUAAUGACAGCUAUUUGAAGCCUGAUCCUGGAAUGGACAACGGGUGGCCUGAUUAUAGCAAGUUUUUAGAUAAUGAUUAUGUUAAAAUCAACUCUGUCAUGGGAAGAGAUAGCUUCAAGAAGAGGAAAGCUGACAAGGCCCUUGCUCAAAAAGCAGGUGAGGCUCAGUCACAAAACCUAAUAGUUGAGGAUCAAAGUAUUAAACAAAAGAUGAGUAAAGGACUUGCAGAAGAGGGAGAAUCAAAGAUUACAGCAGGCCAAAGAGAAACAUCUAAUGAUACAUCCAAGGAGAAUUCAAAGAUUUCUGAGGUUCAGAAACCUGACUACAUUCAUGUCCGGGCACGCCGUGGUCAAGCCACUGACAGCCACAGCCUGGCUGAAAGAGUAAGGAGAGAAAAAAUCAGUGAGAGGAUGAAAUAUCUGCAAGACUUGGUGCCCGGAUGCAAUAAGAUCACAGGGAAAGCAGGAAUGCUAGAUGAAAUAAUCAACUAUGUUCAGUCUCUCCAAAGGCAAGUAGAGUUUUUAUCCAUGAAACUAGCUACUAUCAAUUCCCGGAUGGACUUCAACAUUGAUAAUUUCAUCGCAAAAGAGAUGUUUCCAGCUUGCUUAUCAAACUUUACGACCAUUGGGUCAUCAUCAGAAUUGGCUGGUCCUUCCUAUCCACAAUUUAAUGCACUGCAACAAGCAGUUACAAGCGGACUGGAUUUGGGAAUAAACCAUUUUGAAAUGACACAUAAAAGAACUGUUAGCGCACCUAUAUCACACCCAGAAGCAUUAGUAGAUUCAUCCUGUUUCAAUACAAUACAUCCCCUUGCAACUUGGGAUGCUGAGUUACAAAACCUAUACAAUGCUGAAUUUCAACAAGCGAGCUCCACGACAUAUCAAUCUCAACCAUAUGCAGGUUGCACUGAAGGCAGCAAUUUGAAAAUGGAGAUGUGAACCAAUCGUUGGGCACACAAUUCAUUUCGGAGAGUUGGCUACAAAUAUCUUUGAUCCUAAUUCUUUUUUUACUAGUAGCAUAUACGGGAAAGCUAUAUGUAAAUGUUUAUUCGUAAUAUUAUAAUAUAUAAGCAGAAGUGAUCUGAGUAACAGUAUUCAUCAAAUGCAAAGUCUCUUGAAGAGCAAUGUAGUAUUGUGGUUUUAGUAAUUUUUAGUACUAGUUUCUUGAGAUGAAGGUUUACAGGGAAGAAAACACAUGAA
Messenger RNA from Daucus carota subsp. sativus, 1708 nucleotides. RefSeq names its product transcription factor bHLH63. The transcript has 6 exons. The coding region runs from base 338 to 1447 and encodes 369 amino acids. Gene Ontology annotation, biological process: regulation of DNA-templated transcription. The record is from RefSeq and is a predicted model, not a curated record. Gene Ontology annotation, molecular function: protein dimerization activity; DNA-binding transcription factor activity. Gene Ontology annotation, cellular component: nucleus. Lineage: Eukaryota; Viridiplantae; Streptophyta; Magnoliopsida; Apiales; Apiaceae.